AAACUCUUCAGCAUCUAUGCUCCACAGUGCAUCUCCUUUGUGUGGCUGACGCUGGCCGGCCUGUGCAGUGUGGUGGGCCGGGUGAGGAGCGGCCGGACCCUGUGCACUGCUUGUGCUGUUGUGAAACAAUGGAUGGAUGGCGUCAAGAUUCACUUGUCCUCUGGAAAGCACAGCCCCUGGCCUGCCACAGAGAAAGAACAAAUGUAUGAGAAUCUUCAUGAGCUCUUCUUCUCUGUGGUCAGCAACUGGCAGGACUGCAAGGAGGAAGAGGACAGACAGGCCGUUCUCGGGGCUGUGACUGCCAUGAUGACUGUCCUCCUGCAAGAGGAGCUGCCCCGAGAGCACGUCUGGGAGCGGCUCCUCUGGCUCGUGCACCCGUGUCGGGAGAUGCAAGACACCUGCAGGGUGGCCAAGCUGGCUCGCUCUGAUGAGCCCGCGAUGACAGAGAAGCUGCCGCAGAUUACAGAGGCUGUGCAGCGUGUGUGCAGUGACCCCAGGACCCGGGUGAGGAGGGCCGUGCUGCACUUCAUUGAGGAUCUGCUCAGCGCUAACGCCUGGAGCUGCUCAGCCUGGGAUGUGGUGGGGCACAUCUUCAGGGAGUUCAGCCGCACCACAGGAAGAAGGGCAGCCGGAGACCUUUCCACCCAGGAAGCCCAGGAAGAGGGAGCUCUCCAAGAGCUGUGCAUCAACAUCCUGGGGUCACUGGAUGUCUCUGCGAGAGGGAUCUCCAAACUCCUGUGGCCAAGGCUGCUGCUGUACGUGGUGCCAGCCCAGUACACCAGCAUGCUGAUCCCAGUCUCCCGCUGCGUCCAAGCCCUGGCCAAGAGAGGGGAGCUGACGGUGCAGGACAUGGAAGAUCUGGAUCCCCACUUCCUCAGCUCCAUGUUUCAAGGCCCACUGCUGACUCCCCAGACACUGCUGGCACGUCUGCUGGUGGUGGCAGGGAGCCCUUCUGCAGGCAGCGAACUCCAAGCCGCUGCCUUGCUGCUCCUGCAAAACCUCCACAGCAAGAUCCACAGAGCUGUGGGGACCAAGUGGGCUGCUGAGAUCCCCCUGCUGCUGCAGCGCCUUGAAGGGAAAGAUGAGAGCUUCCCCAACUCUGAAGAGUGGGAGCACCGUCUGCUAAAGUUCCUGAGGGCAUCGCUGGACAUCGUGGAGGACGAGGCCUGGACCAAGGCCCUGAGCUGCGAGCUGAGCCGGCGGCUGAGCAGCUCUGCCAGCAGCUCUGCAGAAAAGACCUUCCUCUACAAG
Messenger RNA from Lagopus leucura (white-tailed ptarmigan), 1251 nucleotides. RefSeq names its product maestro heat-like repeat-containing protein family member 2B. Gene Ontology annotation, cellular component: cytoplasm. The transcript has 14 exons. NCBI's taxonomy places the organism in Eukaryota, Metazoa, Chordata, Aves, Galliformes, Phasianidae. The annotation marks the transcript as partial. The record is from RefSeq and is a predicted model, not a curated record.